Molecule: messenger RNA, 1212 nt
Organism: Aspergillus melleus
Lineage: Eukaryota; Fungi; Ascomycota; Eurotiomycetes; Eurotiales; Aspergillaceae
Product: RING finger protein
Exons: 2
Coding region: 103-996 (297 amino acids)
Source: RefSeq, a predicted model, not a curated record
CCGUACUCCUCCCAGGGACAAAGCUGAGGUUAUUGGCAUCGACGGAAAGGUAUUUCUUGUCUAGGAGUACUACAACUUCAUCUGUUCCGACAAUAUUUCACAAUGGCAUUUACAUGGGAUCCGAUUGAUGCCUAUGGCAUCCCUGACCCCAGGGUUGUCACCACAUGUAUCGGACUUCGAAAAGAUAAACAGAAGUGCAACAACCAGGUCGCAAGAGACUCCAGGGAUCUUGCCCUCACGUUUCUAGAUGACCUGGCCGAGCACGCCCCUAGCCCGAGCGUCCUCCAGCAAAAGUUAAGCAAGGUAUCGCACUUAUUACUAUGUCGGAGAAAUCAUCAAAACCAGGCGCCGGCACUUGUCAAAGCAUGGCUCCGCGAAUAUCAGCGUCGACGGCCAGCCGUCCUCGUCCCCGACCGCCACGCCACCGGCUCCCGUCAUGACCCUGUUGACCUCGCCCUCGAGCCGCCCAGCCCCAUGACGAUCGACAGCGCGCCUCCUCGGCCCGAAGCCCAACAGAUGAGCGUCGAAGUGCUGCGGCGGGAGGAUGUGCCAUUCAGCGUCUCCCCCAGUCAGCCUGCCGAAGUCAUAUUGGGGCCAUCAAACUCCCCAAACGGCAGGGAUGCAUCGUUGGUCCUCCGGUCCAUUGGGCAGGGACAGCCAAGUCAGGCAUGCUGCAUCUGCACAGAGAUACAAACUCCGGAGGAGCCCGUGAGUUUGACUUGCGAACGAUGUAAAACACAUAUCCACUUGUCCUGUAUGGAGUCAUGGCUUCAGUCUCUGCCAAGAGGCAACUCAUACUGUCCUGUCUGUCGAGAGAAACGACGGUACAACGCCGUAUAUACCUCGGGCAUGGCUGCAGACCGCGGACCGUCGGAGGUCCGAGGGGCGGAAAGGACGGCCCAGAUCCCAUCAGAGUCCAGCGCUGGGGAUUUGUCGGUGCCACCUCGUCGAUCUCAACGGUCGAGAAGAGAGCCUAACCGCUAUUCACCAUCCUGAUUUUCAUGAAGAGGAACCCCCCCCCCGAGUGUAUACAUUGGAUUUCAGGAUAAACCCGAUGGUAUGAUGGCGGUCGGAUCAGAUGAACGAUGUACAUAUAGCAUACAGCAUCUAACGAGUCUAGUAGCGUUAAGUUUGUUCCUACCUCUCAUGGGCAAUACCAUCACGAAUUAGUAAUUGUAUCCAUGCGAAAUGUACAUAGGUCACGACAAAGCU